This is a messenger RNA of Aspergillus piperis CBS 112811, 3276 nucleotides long. RefSeq names its product phosphate:H+ symporter. The coding region runs from base 1 to 3276 and encodes 1091 amino acids. Gene Ontology annotation, biological process: proton transmembrane transport. Lineage: Eukaryota; Fungi; Ascomycota; Eurotiomycetes; Eurotiales; Aspergillaceae. The record is from RefSeq and is a predicted model, not a curated record. Gene Ontology annotation, molecular function: antiporter activity. The transcript has 7 exons. Gene Ontology annotation, cellular component: membrane.
AUGGCUAGCAGUGGGUCGGACGCAGCUUUUGCGUACCAUGAGCCAAGUAUCUCGACUCUUCUCAAUCAGGCUGGACUUUUGGUGGUCUUGAACCUCAUCAAUGUCUGUCUCGAUAAGCUACUGUACUGUGGACUGAUCGGUCAACUGUUCGUCGGUAUCCUCUGGGGGACUCCCGGGGCAAAAUGGCUGGAUACGGAGACUGAAAGAGUAAUCCAGCAACUGGGCUAUAUUGGGCUUAUUAUGCUGGUGUAUGAAGGUGGCCUAUCAACCUCAAUCAAAUCCAUGAGAGCCAACCUCGUCAUUUCGCUAUGUGUUGCCCACACUGGGAUCGGGGUUCCCAUGGGCUUAUCGUUCAUCUUGGGGAAGCUGGUCUCUGCCAGUCCCCUUCAGGCCUUCGCUGCAGGCGCCUCUCUCAGCGCAACCAGUCUUGGCACCACCUUCACCAUACUAUCAACCACCAAUCUAAUACCGACACGUCUUGGUACUGUCACUACCAGUGCUGCUAUGUUAGAUGAUGUUGUCGGCCUUGUCAUGGUUCAAAUCAUCUCAAAUCUCGGCGGUGGUACCUCUUCGUUCAAUGCCGUCACUGUGGUCCGACCCUUGUUUGUCUCUAUCGGCUUUGGAUUAGGUGUCUUCAUCCUAUGCGCAUUCUGUCUGAAGCCGAUUCUGCAAAAAGCUCUCACUAUGAGAGAUAAUAUGCCGCAAUUUAUGGGAUCUAUGCAAUUUGCUUUCCUUGCGCAGACAUCUGUGCUGGUGGGGCUUGUUGCGGGCGCUACCUAUGCAGGGACCUCCAGCCUCUUCGCUGCGUAUCUUGCGGGUGUGAUCAUUUCUUGGUUUGAUGGGUUGGCUGCUGAUAGCUAUAUUCCGAAUGCUAACACUGAUCGCAAUACAUCGCAGUCAGGAUCUGGCGUGCUAGUUGAGCGGACUACUUCUGAACAGUCCACACCUCAGGAUCUUCCAGACAGUAAUACUCCAAGCACACCGCAGGAACCUUCAUAUAAUCCACAUGAAAAAGUUCCGACCGGUAUAGAAGUAUAUGAGAAGUACUAUAAAGAGCCCGUGAAUCGGAUAUUGAUUCCAUUGUUCUUCGCCUCCAUCGGGUUUGCUAUACCUAUCACUGAGAUGUUUCGCGGAGACGUUGUAUGGCGCGGUAUCAUUUACGCCAUUCUCAUGAUGUUUGGAAAGAUGGUCACCGGUCUAUGGCUCGUUCGUUUCUCGCUUCCUUCGACGACAACUUUGCUGUUCACUCUUGGGAGACCGUUCUCUUGGGCUCUCUUCUCCUGUACUUCUCGUAAAGGCGAAAACAAGAAAAAGAAGAAGUCAAAGGAGAAGGAUACUCGCCCUAGACGCCAAUCUGCAGUUCGUACAGAACAGUCUGAUCAAAAUGCAGAUGCUAGAAACUCGGAUGAACACAAGGGAAAUCCCCCAAACCCCAACCGCAAUGAGCCUGUCUCUGAAACAGAACCUCAAACCACCUCAUCCAAUCCAAGCAGUACCAUGUCCCUCCCUCCCAAGCCGAAAUCGCUUUAUCCACCGUUCAUCCUCGGAUUGGCAAUGGUUGCCCGAGGUGAGGUUGGCUAUCUCAUUGCUUCCCUUGCGGAGAGCCAGGGGAUGUUCUCCGGUGGAUCUAAUGGCGAUGUCUCAGAGAUAUAUCUGGACAUACCCCUUGUGACGCCUUCUUGGGAUAAUAUGGCUGCCCCUGACACGGCCGCGUUUCCCAACUACAACGUUGACCUUUCUCAUGUGGAGGACCCCAACGAGCGUCGUCGAUUAGCCCUCGCACGCAUCGACGACGCCCCGUUCGGAUGGCGUCACGCUCGUGCGGUCGUUGUAGCCGGGGUGGGCUUCUUCACCGACUCCUACGAUAUCUUCGCCAUCAACCUCUGCUCAAGCAUGCUUGGUGUUGUCUUUUGGGAACACGCGACCAACCGCCCUGGCAAGAUCCCAUACAGCUCGGACACUGCCAUCAAGGUCUCCACCUCGGCUGGUACCGUCGUCGGCCAGUUGUUCUUUGGAUGGUUGGCAGAUAUUGUCGGUCGCAAGCGCAUGUACGGGAUUGAGCUGAUCAUCAUCAUAUUGGCUACAUUGGCACAGUGCUUGUCCUCGAAUUCUCCUGCAGUGUCCAUCACUGGCCUUUUGGUCUUCUGGCGUACAGUGAUGGGUAUCGGCAUUGGUGGUGACUACCCAUUGUCAUCAAUCAUUACUUCGGAGUUCGCAACUACAAAGCAUAGAGGGGCCAUGAUGGGAGCUGUCUUUGCCAUGCAAGGCUUUGGACAGUUUGCUGCUGCAAUUGUCGCGCUAAUCGUGACGGUAGGGUUUAAAGGCUCCCUGGAGUCUGCAGCCUCCGUGAGUAAAUGCAGUGGAGUCUGUCAGCUGGCCGUGGAUAAAAUAGAUUUACUAAAAGCGGAUGAAGAUGUUGAUGCUUACAUUUGGGGGAAACACGAAGGUCAUCCUGACGAAGUCAAACGGGUAGCUGUGCUUCAAAGCGCCGAUAUCAGAUUAGUGACUCCAAAAUCAAGUUGGUCGGACUUUCGUUCGCAUUUCACCACUUGGAAGCAUGGAAAGGUAUUGCUUGGUACUGCAGGCUCGUGGUUCUUCCUUGACGUCGCUUUUUACGGGCUUGGUCUUAACAAUUCCAUCAUUCUGACAGCCAUCGGCUGGAACGGUGGAAGUACUGUAUAUGAGUACUUCUACCGCAACGCUGUGGGCAACUUGAUCUUGAUCUGUGCUGGAGCCAUUCCAGGAUACUGGGUGACGGUUGCAACAGUCGACCGGCUGGGCCGCAAGCCAAUCCAGAUUACCGGAUUUGUGAUAUUGACCAUCAUAUUUAUCAUCAUCGGGUUCGCGUAUGAGCCACUGAAGAGGUCCAACAACGGAUUAUUGGCAUUGUACGUGGUAGCACAGUUCUUUUUCAACUUUGGGCCUAACGCCACUACGUUCAUUGUGCCAGGGGAGUGCUUCCCUACUCGGUAUCGAUCAACCUCGCAUGGGAUCAGUGCUGCUUCUGGAAAGGUCGGUGCCAUCAUUGCGCAGUGUGUAUUCGGGCCGCUGGCGCAUCGAGGAGCGAAGGGAGGCGUUAACUCGUCCGAUACGCCGUGGCUCAAUCAUGUAAUGCAGAUAUUUGCACUGUUCAUGCUGUGCGGGUGCUUAACCUCGUUGCUUAUUCCAGAGACGAAGCGUCUGACUCUGGAGUAUUUGUCCGGCGAGGAACCUACACCCACACCCAGGGUCACAGCCUCUGAACAGGAGCAGGGGCCGAAGCGGGAUGGAACGUAG